Canis lupus familiaris (dog) is the source of this 4118-nucleotide messenger RNA. RefSeq names its product fibroblast growth factor 1 (gene FGF1). Gene Ontology annotation, cellular component: cytoplasm. The coding region runs from base 491 to 958 and encodes 155 amino acids. The record is from RefSeq and is a predicted model, not a curated record. The transcript has 4 exons. Lineage: Eukaryota; Metazoa; Chordata; Mammalia; Carnivora; Canidae. Gene Ontology annotation, biological process: animal organ morphogenesis; cell differentiation; positive regulation of protein phosphorylation. Gene Ontology annotation, molecular function: growth factor activity; fibroblast growth factor receptor binding.
UGGCUAGGUUUCUUAAUUGUGAGCAACCAAAAUUGAUUCUGACUACUAAUAAAUAGAAAAAGAAUCUAGAGAACCUGGGGUUGCCCAAAGAAGUCACUGCAAGGUGUGGUGGUCCAAUAUCACAGGAAGGGUGUAGCCAGACCAAGACCCUGGGGGGUAGGCAAUCCCUCACAGAGGAGAUGUGGCUUCACAUAGUGGGCAGUCAAAAGGAUGACAAAUGUCCAGGACAACAGGUAGAAGUAGGGAAGGUAGGGAGGAGAAGCCUGUCUCAGAAUGACCUAAGAUAGUCUGAGUCACAGAAACCAAAAGGAACAGUUUAAAGAGAGCGCUGGCUUAUUGAGGGAAGCAGGCAAUGGGGCCAAGCAGCCAGGCUCCCAGGGGUUUCUGGAGGGAGUGAAGUUUGCUGCUCAACCAGACUUUGAAGCUUCUGUGGGGAAACGUGCCCUGUGCCAGCAGCCUUGAAAGCACCAUAACCAGCAGCUGCAGAGCCAUGGCUGAAGGGGAAAUCACAACCUUCACUGCCCUGACGGAGAAGUUUAAUCUGCCUCCGGGGAAUUACAUGAAGCCCAAACUCCUCUACUGUAGCAACGGGGGCCACUUCCUGAGGAUCCUUCCAGAUGGCACAGUGGAUGGGACAAGGGACAGGAGCGACCAGCACAUUCAGCUGCAGCUCAGCGCGGAAAGCGUGGGGGAGGUGUAUAUAAAGAGCACCGAGACUGGCCAGUACUUGGCCAUGGACACCGAUGGGCUUCUGUACGGCUCACAGACACCGAAUGAGGAAUGUUUGUUCCUGGAAAGGCUGGAGGAAAACCAUUACAACACCUACACAUCCAAGAAGCAUGCAGAAAAAAAUUGGUUUGUUGGUCUCAAGAAGAAUGGAAGCUGCAAACGCGGUCCUCGGACUCACUAUGGUCAAAAAGCAAUUUUGUUUCUCCCCCUGCCAGUGUCCUCUGAUUAAAGAAAUCUCUUCUGGGUGCCGACCACUCCAGAGGAGGCUGAGCGGUCCUCACCCAGUUGACCCCAGAUUAUUCCCUUGACCAAUGGCUGCACUAACCCCUGGCCCACAGAGCCUGAAUAUGUAAGCAACGCGCUUCUAAAUGCCCAGUUCACUCUUCUGCAGAGCCCUUUACCCCAGCACAGUUUGGAACAGAGGGAUCAAGUUGCUUCUAGGGGCCAACUGGCUGGUCAGUCUGGGUGUGUGGAUGUCCAGUUGCCUACAGGCACCUGCUGUAGGCUCAGCCUCUCAAUGCAAAGGUGUGGCCAAAUGAAAUGUGUUCAGGGGGCUGCCACGUGGGUCAUUAGUAACUGCAUACAAUUCCUUCUACUGAGUAAACUCUGAUUUCCCCCAAACAUCUGGCAUGAUGCCCUCUCGUCCUUUCAAUACCCCCACGUAUAUUAGCAGAGAAGCUUACGGCUAGGUUAGGGGAAGGUUGUGUUCCAUGAGUAGAAACUGGGAUGAAGAAAUCCACCCCCUCUCCAAGAACAGAAGAGACUAAAAUGGCAAGGGGAGAUUGGGUUCUGGUGGUCAGCUUAGAAGGAUGGGCUUUCCAUGCAGAAUAAACAAAGGAUGGGAAUCCUAGCCUCAGGAAAGCAGAGUAAAUGCCUAGCUUUGGAAGUCCUUACCAUGUCUUGAAUUUCCCAAAAUUAUUCGGCAGCAGGAAGCUUCAGGAAGAUGUCAGAUGGACAGCAUGGGAAGUGUUCUCUUGAUAAAAGCAAAAACAUCAGAUGCUGGUAAAUUCAUUUGAGUCUGGGGUGUGGGAGUGCUGAGAAAGAAAGGAAACAUGGGCUGAGGGGAUGCUUUCUUCGAAAGAGGUAGAUCCCAGAAGUGAGGAGGAAAGAGAAAGGGACACAACUUGUGGCAGGUCCCCAGAAAACAGAGGCUCUAGAGUCCCAAGUGGUGCUUACAAAUCACAAGCAGAUUGGGUUCGAGUGUAGAUGCCAGUUUGGUGGGUCUAGGGUGCAAUUUGUGUAUUUCUACAUGCUGGGGGGAGGGAGGCUGAGGGGCUGGUGCCCUCCCCUCUCCAUGCUUUAAGUAGCAAAGUCCUAAAGAAUGCUGUUCCAAGGAAGGUGGCUCAAGCCCCUGAUCCUCUCUCACCUCACCCUUAAAAAUGUACACACCAUUCGUCUUCAUGAGCAUCCAGGGAGCAUCAGCAGCAAUGACGCUGAGGUGAAGGAACAUGGUUUUAAGGCACUUUGGCGCAGUGCCUCUAAAAUACCCAUUCAGAAGAUAUACAAAAGCAUACUUCAAAAAUGUUAAACCCUCACAAACAGCUUUUCUCAAGAGGCCAUUUGUGUUACGAUUACUUGUAUAAAUAUGCUUCCUGCUUAAAGUAAACUUGACCCAAGUGGCUAGCAAAUGAGAAACACCAUUCAUCUCUGACCUAUGAUACUAUUGCCAUAUAAAGGCCUUUAAUAAGCCAUUUACAUCUAUGGUGAGACUGUAUGUUUUAAUUGCAUUGAAAAAUAUGUAGCUUAAAGGCAGUUAACUGAUUAGCAUUCAGCCACUGAGAAUAAUAAUAGGAUAUGAUGUAUAAGCUCUUCAAUUAUCCACUACUUACACUACAUUUACCUAUACAAAGAUUGUACUUCAUUUUCCAUUGUGCUAUUACAGAUUUUCCUUUGAAAGUAGGGACUCUUAAGCAAAGAUAUGAUAACUGUGGAUAAAAACUGUUGAGAAUAUUAGCUCAUGUUAUAAGGAACUGACAUUGCUAAUGGAAAAAUAAUUCCUUACUAACUGAAUUGUCAUGUUUAUGAUGGAAGAAAAAAUUUGUGAAAGUUCAAGGCAACAGUAUAAUUGAGGAACUGAACCAAGUUAAUACUAUGGUUAAUAAUAUCAUUCUACAUUUGUACAGAAAAACGAUUUCAGAACUUUUUGUUUUUGUAGGUUGGAUAAGAUAAUUCUAUUUUAUUUUAGUAAAUCCUUACAGGCAAGUUGGGGAUAGUGCCGUGCAGUUUAACAUCUCUUUACUCUGAAGAUUUGGCCAGAAAAGGGUACCCAGAGAGGAAAUCUAAGAUAUUUAUAAUGGUCCAUAAUUUUUAGUGUAUGAAUCAAAUUCAAAUAUAACACUGGCCAAGAAAAAAUUAAAUGUUGCUAACAGAUGAGACGGAAGUCGGUGGUUUCAGAGACUCAACGCAGUUAGAAGAAACGCUAUUGUGGCCUCCACAACCUCUGCCCAGUCAUUAUUCAUGCCUUCAUUCAUUCGGUGAAUAUUUAUUCAGUGCCUACUGUGUGCUGGGCACUGUCCUGGGUACUGGGGCCCCUGGAAACCUUGUCUGUCUGGUUUGCUGCUGUAUUCUCUCCCAGGGCAUUAUAUUUAUGAUGAAAAAAGCUGUGGAUUCAUUUAUUUCAGUCAAAUAAAUACGGAGACUGUAGGUUGCUGCUAAAUGAACAGCAAGUCCCAGAAACCCAGGUUCUGGAAGAAUUAGUGAUACCCAGUGUAAGAUAAACCCCGAUCAAAGUGUCAGAGGACAUGGCAACGGAAACCUAAUAUUUUCUACCUUGGAACCAUGUCAGCUUCAGGGGGACCACUUUCAGAUUGGGAAAAGAGUCUGUUGGAUCUCAUACGAAGGGAGUAGUUGGCAGAUGCCCCUCCAUUCUGAACAUGCUCUAGUUCCCUAAACAUAGAGCAUUCCUGUUGCGUUCUCUCUUCCCUGAGUAAGCCAUGUAGCCAUCUGCUUGUCACACGCCUCUCAUUUGGAUUCAUUUUUGGGCCAACUGUUAAGAAUUGCCUGACAUUCUGUACAAAGCACCAGGCGCAUUUAUGCUUUUGACUGUUUUCAAUGUGGAGAUGGAGGUGGUGGUGAUCUGUUUGGAAGGGAUGGAGUUUGGAAGGGAUGACAAUCAGAGCCUCCUCUAGCCAACAGUAUGUACUUAUCAAAAACUGACUAGAGCAUCAAGCAUUACUGAAGAUCAAGGUCCUUGCUUUGCGUCAGAGGUGACGGAGCCCAACUCCUCAGCCUCAUGGAACAUACUGCUUAAACCCACUGAGCCCACAGGCUGCGAAGCUGACCUCUGAUGAAGAAGACAUUUGUCAUUUUACAUCUCUCUCUCUCUCUCUCUCUCUCUCUCUCUCUCUCGGCACCUGACAAGUAUUAAUAAAUGUUCCACUAAAAGGUGA